Messenger RNA from Hipposideros armiger (great roundleaf bat), 638 nucleotides. It is a transcript of the gene LTC4S, whose product is annotated as leukotriene C4 synthase. Gene Ontology annotation, molecular function: enzyme activator activity; glutathione transferase activity; glutathione peroxidase activity. NCBI's taxonomy places the organism in Eukaryota, Metazoa, Chordata, Mammalia, Chiroptera, Hipposideridae. The coding region runs from base 82 to 534 and encodes 150 amino acids. Gene Ontology annotation, biological process: leukotriene biosynthetic process. The record is from RefSeq and is a predicted model, not a curated record. Gene Ontology annotation, cellular component: nuclear envelope; endoplasmic reticulum; membrane. The transcript has 5 exons.
GCAGCAGCCAGGCCUGGGCUGAUAAGAGCUCUGCAGCUAGCCCUCUCACACACCAGCCAGCCUGACAGAGUCGCCGGCACCAUGAAGGACGAGGUGGUUCUUCUGGCCGCUGUCACCCUCCUGGGAGUCCUGUUGCAAGCCUACUUCUCUCUGAAAGUGAUUUCGGCGCGUAGGACCUUCCGCGUGUCGCCACCGCUCACCACCGGCCCACCUGAGUUCGAACGCGUCUACCGAGCCCAAGUGAACUGCAGCGAGUACUUCCCGCUAUUCCUUGCCACGCUCUGGGUGGCCGGCAUCUUCUUCCACCAAGGUGCGGCGGCCCUGUGCGGCCUGGUCUACCUGUUUGCGCGCCUCCGCUACUUUCAGGGUUACUCGCAGUCGGCGCAGCAAAGGCUGGCCCCGCUGUACGCGAGCGCGCGCGUGCUCUGGCUGCUGGUGGCUCUGGCGGCCCUUGGGCUGCUCGCCCACUUCCUCCCGGCCGCGCUGCGCACUGCGCUCCUGGGAAGGCUCAGGACACUGCUGCCUGGGGCCUGAGACCGAGGACGCCGGGUCGGCGGAGCUGGAGAAGAGCCGGGGUCUCCUGGAGGACGCAAGAGGGUGCUCGCCCACCAUCCCAGUCUCUAAUAAAAGUGCCCGUG